Messenger RNA from Bombus terrestris (buff-tailed bumblebee), 2597 nucleotides. It is a transcript of the gene DNApol-alpha73, whose product is annotated as DNA polymerase alpha subunit B. The record is from RefSeq and is a predicted model, not a curated record. NCBI's taxonomy places the organism in Eukaryota, Metazoa, Arthropoda, Insecta, Hymenoptera, Apidae. Bases 1016 to 2518 code for a protein of 500 amino acids. Gene Ontology annotation, molecular function: DNA binding. Gene Ontology annotation, biological process: DNA replication initiation; DNA replication. Gene Ontology annotation, cellular component: alpha DNA polymerase:primase complex. The transcript has 5 exons.
UAUUCACAUUGAAUUUAUCAUUAGAUGUCGUUACAAGAAAUAUGAGAUAAAUGUAUUUGCUAACAUUAGGAAGGUUUACGGAUAACCUUAUUCACAUUGAUACACAUGCUUGUACAUAUAUAUUAUAUGUAAUAAAAACAGUGCUGUAUAUGAGAAAGAGAAAGAAGAUCGAUUGUCGUUGUGUGCGUACACGCGAAUGUCGUCGACCGUUCGUUGGUCGAGAGUUCUGAGCGUCGCGUCGCUACAACCUGUUGCUUCAACUCAGUUGCAUGCUUCUUUAGAUCUACUUCUUUCUUCAUAUAUACAUUUUACUUUAUAUAUAUAUACUUUCUUGUCAAAUAAUAUUCUGUAUAUAUGUAUAUCCUCACAAAUGUACAUGAUAUUUUUAUAUGAAUAUAAAUUCACAUAGGAUAGUUUUUUGAAGUUGCACCUAAUCGUUGGUAAUUCUACACUUUCCUGUUAUAUACUGUAUAAAAUAUUUUUUCUUUUUUAGAUAUUUUUAAUCAGGAGUAUUGCACAUAAUUAUUUUUGUUAUCGCGUUCCGCCUAUCUAAAAGUCUGCAAGAUUUGUAUAAAUAAGUAAAUUGUUGGUUUAAUAAGAUUAAAUUGCGUGUAAAUUAUAACAAAAUUUUAGCUUCCUUAAGCGACACUUGGUUCAAAGAUCUGUUCUUUAGGGAGUUGCUUACAUCUACCAAUUAAAUGCAAUUGACCAACAACUGACAGUGCGAUCUCUUUCCUCUCUUUGCUCCAAUUUCUAACUCCUCGAUAUUCUCUCUUAUAUGUAUAAAGUAAGUGAGAAUUUCGGAUGAUAUAGGGAAAAAAGAAAAAAAAAAAGAACAGUUGGAUAUUUGUAUUGAAAAGUGAAUGAAAUACCAACGGUUCUUAUAGCGUGCUACAACUGUAUCUGGUAAAAGCUUCAUGUUAUUUCCCACGGUAUCUCUGUGAAUAGUGGGGCAAAAGAUUGCCAGGGGCGGAUAGAUUGCGGAGAGAGGGGUAGAAGGAGAAAUAGACUCUUCAUGUAUUCGUCAGAAAAGAGAGGGAAAGAGGACAGCCCAAUGAUCGAUUCAGUUUUACAUGAUCUGAUACAACAAACUAAAAGAGCAAGGAGUCCAACAGCUGAGACAGAAAGCAAUAAUAAAUUACGAGCAGUAGGCCAUACGUUUACACCGUUGAAUUAUACCUCACAAUCUGAUGUUCCAAUUCGUGCACCCAGUACAACGGUUAGAGGCAAAGUCCUUUUACUUUUUGGCCCUGCCAUUCAAAAUUGGAAGAAACAAAACGAGCACGAUGUAUCGAUCGUUAAGGCGGAUAAUUCUCAUAUACCUAAAGGUGCAUUGUACAUGUUUGAAAUGUUUUCCAAUCAGGGAGCCAUUCUUACCAUGCAUUGUCAAAGUUUUGGCGAGCGAUUGUGCUACGCUUGGAACGCCAUUGAACCUCCUAAUUCGAAUAUACGUUACAUUAGAAACAUAGCGCCUAUAAAACCAGUUGUGUUUAGAACAUGGGGCAGACUAUUUAUAACAACCGAAAAGCCCAGUGGAAGGAAAAUUGUUAUGCUGGAAGGUACUAAAAGGCUUAAAAUUCAGAAACAAGCUCCCAUUUUACAUCUGAAUCUUAAAGGAAUUAAGCAUUAUUCAGUGUUUACCGGUCAGAUCGUUGCGGUUGAGGGUAUUAUCACUACUGAGGAUACUUUAACAGUAAAUAAAUUGUUUGUUAAGGGAUAUGCACCAUUAUUCGAUGUACCCAAAAUAUCGAAAGAUAUUAAAAUAUACGUUGCGGCUGGUCCGUUUACACCUUCUGAUAAUUUAAAUUAUCAACCUUUAUGGGAUCUUAUGGAACGCGUUGUAGAAGACGAACCUAAUAUGUUAAUAUUAGUUGGACCUUUCGUAGAAUAUACACAUCCUGAAAUUAAAAAAUGUAGUUUGAAAGAGACUUUUCAAGAUUUUUUUGAUACGCUUUUAACGAAGAUUCUGCAAUAUUUACAAGGGAAAUCUACUCGCAUUAUAUUGGUACCUUCUAAUCGUGAUGUGCAUCAUCAUCCGGUUUUUCCAACUCCGGAGUUUAUUCUAAAUACAAAUAAACUUGGAUCAAAUACGACGAAUAUUUGUAGUAUGCCAGAUCCAUGCAUAAUAAACGUAGAUGGCUUACAUAUAGGAGUAACAUCGGUUGAUGUACUUAGACAUCUUGGACAACAAGAAGUAUCGAAUACACCUGGAAUGGAUAGACUUGGUCGUUUGGCCGAGCAUGUAUUGUCUCAGUCCUCAUUUUAUCCUGUAUAUCCUCCUCCUCCUGGCUUGAAUCUUGAUACCAGACUUUGGAAACAAUACGCUUGUUUUGAACGGCAACCUCACGUGUUGAUCUUACCUUCCGACGUUAGACAUUAUUGCAAACCAUUAAAUGAAUGUCUCGUUUUGAAUCCGGAGCGAUUACAAAAGUAUAUAUGUGCUAAGUUAUGUGUACGGCCAAUGAAUAAUGGAAAAUGGGAUCCAAAUAGAGUAUCUUGUGAGAUUGUAAAAGUCUGAUCGCUUUUUUUUCUCAUUUUUUCUUAUAUUUUCUUGUUAUAAUGUAAGGUACGAUAAUUAAAAUACAAAAGUAAAAAGU